UCACAGGGACGGUUUGUGAAGAGAAACGUGUUGAUGUUUAUGAAGAAGUCUUCAGUGUCAGAGGGAACAGCAGUGAGACUCGGAACUCGUCUCUCAGGAAAGAGGAUAAAAAUGUGUCACGUCUGGAGUUCAUCAUCUCCUUUCUUUGGCAGAUGUAACGUUGGAAUGAAAUCUCCCGACGCCAUCCUCGCGUCUCCGCUCCUCCUACGGCUCUGAUCCGUCACUUUUCUGUAUUUUUCUUUUUUUUUUUUUUUAAACCGACUUCCUCGAGCUAAUAGAAGUUUUUUUUUGUUUUGUUUCGUUUUUUUGCUCAGACGGAUUUUGUUCCGUUGAUUGUUUGUAAAUCCUGAAAACGUUGCCAAGGUUUGAUUCUGACUUGAGAGAGGAGUAAAGUGAAAAGCUCCUGGCUUCCUCGUCCCCCCGCUGUGGCUGGAAUACCAAAGGGUCCGAGUGAAAGGAUGGUGAGGAGAAUCGGUCAGCGUGCUGACACAGAGAACACUCCACAGAAGAAGGAGCUUUAUUCUUCACUUAAAAGGUGUCACAUGUUCGUGUCCGAGGAUUCGGCGACUUUGGCGUCGUUUCCUCCGUCUUUGAGCGCCUGUUGCCGUGGGAGACGGGAUGAACUUCAGAGGAACUUCUUUAUGAGCUCGGAGAUGGUUUAAUUACUCCUCUACAAGCUGAUUCCUUGGAGGUACCUGAAAACAUGUCAGUCAGCGUCCAUGAAAACCGCAAGUCAAGGACUAGCACAGGCUCCAUGAACAUCUCGCUGUUCCACAAGCCCUCGCAUCCCGACAGCGUCCUGACGCACCUUAACACGCUCCGCAAACAGUGCAUGUUUACAGACGUGACUUUAUGGGCUGGAGAUCGUUCUUUUCCUUGCCAUCGGGCCGUUCUGGCAGCUUGCAGUCGCUACUUUGAAGCCAUGUUCAGUGGUGGCCUCCGUGAAAGCCUGGACAGCGACGUCAACUUCCGUGAUAGCGUGCACCCAGAGGUGUUGGAGCUACUUCUGGAUUUUGCUUACUCGUCACGAGUCAUCAUUAACGAGGAGAAUGCGGAAUCUCUUCUCGAAGCUGGAGAUAUGCUGCAGUUCCAUGACAUCCGUGAUGCCGCAGCAGAGUUCCUUGAAAAGAACCUUCACUCAUCUAAUUGCUUGGGUAUGAUGCUUCUAUCCGAUGCUCAUCAGUGUAAGCGCUUGUAUGAACUCUCAUGGAGGAUGUGCCUGGUUCACUUUGAAGCUGUGCGGGACACUGAGGACUUUUAUGGGUUAUCUAAAGACAAGCUUUUGGACCUUAUACUGAGCGAUGAGCUGGAGAUUGAGGAUGAGCAGAUUGUGCUAAAUGCGGUCAUGCGCUGGGUCCGGUACGAUUUAGAUAGUCGCAGAGACUACUUCCCUGAACUGCUUCGGGGCAUCCGUCUCGCACUGUUGCCUUCCGAUUGCCUGAUUGAGGCUGUGGCUUGCGAAGAACUGGUUAUGUCAGACAAACGGAGUCGACAGAUUGUUGAAGAGGCCAUCCAGUGCAAGAAGAAGAUUUUGCAGAACGACGGAGUUGUCACAAGUCCGUGUGCAAGGCCACGCAAAGCUGGUCACACGUUGCUCAUUCUUGGAGGCCAGACCUUCAUGUGCGAUAAAAUCUACCAAGUCGAUCAUAAAGCAAAAGAAAUCAUACCCAAGGCAGACUUGCCCAGUCCGAGAAAGGAAUUUAGCGCAUCUGCCCUCGGAUGCAAGGUCUACGUGACUGGAGGGAGAGGUUCUGAGAAUGGUGUAUCAAAAGAUGUUUGGAUAUAUGAUACGGUCCAUGAGGAAUGGUCUAAAGGUGCACCCAUGUUAAUUGCACGUUUCGGUCACGGAUCCGCCGAACUGGAAAACAGCCUUUAUGUCGUCGGAGGCCACACUGCUAUAUCCGGUGUCUUUCCAGCUUCCCCUUCAGUAUCACUAAAACAAGUAGAACGUUACGACCCUGUAACCAACAAGUGGGCCAUGGUGGCACCACUCCGAAAUGGUGUCAGUAAUGCUGCGGUGGUCAGUGCUAAGUUAAAGCUGUUUGUUUUUGGGGGGACUACCAUCCACAGAGACACGGCUUCUAAAGUCCAGUGCUUUGAUCCGCUGGAGAACCGAUGGACCAUAGCAGCGGAAUGUCCUCAACCUUGGCGGUAUACCGCAGCUGCUGUGCUGGGAAGCCAAAUUUUUAUCAUGGGCGGUGAUACAGAGUUUACUGCUGCUUCUGCUUACCGAUUCAACUGUGAAACCAACCAAUGGAUGCGUGUAGGUGACAUGACCUCUAAAAGGAUGAGCUGCCAUGCUGUAGCCUCCGGGAACAAACUCUAUGUUGUUGGAGGCUACUUUGGGACACAGAGGUGUAAGACACUGGAUUGCUACGAUCCAACAUCAGACAGCUGGAACAGCAUCACUACAGUGCCUUAUUCGCUGAUUCCUACUGCGUUCGUUAGCACCUGGAAGCAUCUGCCUGCCUAGCGGUCUUGAAGGAUGGACUUGAAUAGGUAUCCACGGUUCUGGGAGGCGUUACUCUGUGUGUGUGUGUGUGUGUGUGUGUGUGUGUGUGUGUGUGUGUGUGUGUGUGUGUGUGUGUGUGUGUGCACAUAUGUGUGCGUGUGUGUGUGCUUCUUAAUGAAAUGGCUAAGACACUAAGCUGGAGAUCCUCUGGGACGGUUUAUUUUGGACUGCUAAAGAGCACAGAGUGGAUCACAUCCACUGGCUAACAGAAGGCAUGAACACACCUCGACCUCUCACACUCGUGUGUUGGGAAACUACGAGCAAAGUUUUCUGGAAUCUGCAAAACAUUUGACUUGAAAAUGCACGUUAGUGAUUUGGGACACAGCUGAAAAAACUGUGAAGCAAACAUGAAACCUACGAAGAGCAGCACAACGUUCUCAUGGACUUCCUGGAGUUUUAAUUACUGAAGAAAUGCUAAUUUAAGAUCUGCAUCAGGGUUUAUUUGUGUCCAGGACAAAGGGAUGAGGACUUUGCACAGAUUACGAGUUGAUGAGGGUUGAACUUUAUUUCUCUGAUGAUGUGUGAAGAUAAAGGCAUGUGCUGAUAAUCGCUUGUGUGAUAUAUCACAAUAUUAAACAGUUCUGACCUAACGUUAAUCUCAUGCACUUCUCUUUCUGCAGUAACACAUCAACUAGUCUUAUUAACUAAUGCUGUCUUAAGCUCCGCCUCCACUUUCGUGCUAUUGGUUGCUUUAUUUAAUCUGUAACACUCGUUCCUGCCUUUAGCUAAACUCUGAUUCGCUGAUUACAAGACAAAAAAAAACUCAAGGCUCUUAACUGCUCUGUGAACGUUUACAGUACAGCUUAUAAAUAUACAACAUAUAAAUAAUGUUUAAUGAAAUAAAACUAAAUCUUUAACUACAUACUACACUACACAACCCAACACAGUACACAACCCUACACUACACACUACACAACCCAACACAGUACAC
Tachysurus fulvidraco (yellow catfish) is the source of this 3443-nucleotide messenger RNA. RefSeq names its product kelch-like protein 25 (gene enc2). Bases 704 to 2473 code for a protein of 589 amino acids. The record is from RefSeq and is a predicted model, not a curated record. The transcript is spliced from 3 exons. Gene Ontology annotation, molecular function: protein binding. NCBI's taxonomy places the organism in Eukaryota, Metazoa, Chordata, Actinopteri, Siluriformes, Bagridae.